Molecule: messenger RNA, 1131 nt
Organism: Lutzomyia longipalpis
Lineage: Eukaryota; Metazoa; Arthropoda; Insecta; Diptera; Psychodidae
Product: protein CNPPD1
Exons: 2
Coding region: 79-966 (295 amino acids)
Biological process (GO): regulation of cyclin-dependent protein serine/threonine kinase activity
Cellular component (GO): cyclin-dependent protein kinase holoenzyme complex; nucleus
Molecular function (GO): cyclin-dependent protein serine/threonine kinase regulator activity; protein kinase binding
Source: RefSeq, a predicted model, not a curated record
UGCCAGAGUGACGUCAUUUUCUUGUGAAACUUCGCAGUUUUCCGUGCUUGGAAGAAAAUUUAAAAGCCAAAUUUCACCAUGAGGAAGCGCGUCAGCGUGAAAAAUCUCAAUGUACCCGUAAAUCCGAGUGAUUUACUUUCAUAUGGGGAAUCACAUCAAGACAUUAUGUACAGAAUUCAGAAAUCUCUCUACUACGGAGGCUUCCAGAUGCUUCCGGAAUUGGAGAAUAUUAGUGCUCCCCUGUGCGACCUGACGGCGGGAAUUUUCUCAAAUUGCCACCGUGGCUACUCACUGCAGCGCCUCAAUGCUGUUACCAUUGGGCGCGUGCACUCAUCCCCCUUUCCCCUGAUCAUGAGCCUCGUCUACUUGGACUUGCUGCAGGAUUUGGAUCCAACAUUCGUCCAGAGCGUCACACCGACGGAACUCUUUGUGUGCGUCAUGUUGGUCGCAACGAAAUUCUACUGUGGCUACGAUGAAGAAAUCUGCCUGGGGCAAUGGGCAAAGUAUGCCAAAGUUACAGUUGAGCGCCUCAAGAAGAUUGAAUUGGAACUCCUGAAGGCACUCGAUUGGAAGAUUUACAUUUCCCACGACACCUUCUUCCGUAAACUCUGCAUGAUUGAGAAUCUCCUGGCGCAGCAGCAGGCAAUGCGCCGUGGUUGGUUCACCUACACCGAAAUCACCCGACUGAUGCCACAUGAUCUACAACUCUUCACGGAAAUCAUAAGUCUGAGCUCAAUCCUUGCGCUGUGCUACAUUGUUGCCCUUGCGGCUGCAGCUAGUGCCUUCCUCAUUGUCCAUCACAUUCCCGGAACUAUCUUUUAUCAUCAUCCUGGGAUUACGGAAACUCUCACUACGUCUACACAUCAUUGUCUCCCCGUACUGGAUUUUAUUGCAACACGAUGCAUCCCAUGUGAUCAAGCUGUUGUGGAUAGAGCGGCCUAUUCCUUCUUCCUGCAUGAAAGUUAGAUGUUUCCGCGCAAGGAGCUACUACUCACACUGUAGUUACACAACACACACUCGAGGCUCAAGAUUUAGUUAAAGGAGCAUCAAACGACGAUUAUUAUUAUUUAACAUUUAAUGUUAAUCACACGAAAUGUAACAUUUUAAAAGCAAAAUGAGUUGAUUCUUUAA